Messenger RNA from Nyctereutes procyonoides (raccoon dog), 411 nucleotides. Its product is annotated as 40S ribosomal protein S24-like. Gene Ontology annotation, cellular component: ribosome. Lineage: Eukaryota; Metazoa; Chordata; Mammalia; Carnivora; Canidae. Gene Ontology annotation, molecular function: structural constituent of ribosome. Gene Ontology annotation, biological process: translation. The transcript is spliced from 2 exons. The record is from RefSeq and is a predicted model, not a curated record. The coding region runs from base 1 to 411 and encodes 136 amino acids.
AUGAACGACAUGGUAAUAAUCCGGACCAGGAAGUUCAUGACCAACCUACUGCUUCAGGAGAAACAGAUGGUCAUCGAUGUUCUUCACACCAGGAAGACAGAAAUUUGGGAAAAACUAGCCAAAAUGUACAAGACCACACCAGAUGUCAUAUUUUGCUCAUCCCGUCAAGUGCCCAUAUUUGUAUUUGGAUUCAGAACCCAUUUUGGUGGUGGCAAGACAACUCACUUUAGCAGUUUUAUGAUUUAUGAUUCCUUGGAUUACACAAAGAAAAAUGAACCCAAACAUAAACUUGCAAGACAUGACCUGUAUGAGAAGAAAAAGACAUCAAGAAAACAGUUCAAAGAAUGCAAAAGCAGAAUGAAGAAAGUCAGGGGGACUGCAAAAGCCAACGUUGGUGCUGGCAAAAAGUGA